AUGGGAGACCGACCAGCUAUCUAUGUCCACCUAGAAAUGGGCUUAUCACUGCCCAAGAUUAUGUCCAAAGACCGACAUAUCACUUACAUUUCCAAGAGCAUGCGCGAUCGAGCAAACCAGUUUCCCCGACAGUUGCCUCCUACAAAUACCAACUACCUCAACGCUCCAUCGCAGUAUCAAGCCGGUCAUCAGCAAAUGCUCAGACAGACGCAGCCACCCCAGGAUCAAUUGCAGCAUCAAUUCGCUUACCAUGUCAGCAAUGUCCUUCCUAACACAUAUGGUAGAGACCCUGUGCCGGCUGGUUUAGUUCAGGAACAGUCAUACCAGCCAUACCGUCCCCAACAAGUACAGCACGAUAUUAGAGAAUACUACGCCCCUGUCCCAUCAGCAGCAACACAACAAGGCACUCUAAAACCGGACGAGGUUCCGCGUAGCUCGAGAUCGACGAGCCGUGGUUCACACGAGCGUGGCAAAUCUGCACCCCCGCCCCUGAACAGCAGCCCCUGGGACAUGAGCCCGUCCCAUGCGUCAGAGAGCGAACCUCACCUCUGGAAAGCUCUUCCUGCAACCCCAAAUCAGUUCCGGCUUGGAGAAGGUGACAUGCCGUGGGAUUCGUGGACAUUCCCCAUGGGCAUCGACGAUAACAAUGAAGAGGACGAUCAAGGCGAGGGAGGGGAUGGACGUAUACGCUCGCGUGAAGCCAGUAUUCGAGCGACAUGGGGACCUGAAUUUCCAGGUGAAUACUCACGUCCCAGCCAAUUCGUGCAAGUAGACGAUCGGGCGACGGGUAAAGCAAAGGAUAUACAGUCUCUGGCUUCGGCAUUGAUGACUGUCGACAACGGGUUUGAGGAUCAGUGGUGGUAUCAGGGCCCUCGUCUAGUUAAUAUCCAUGGAAAUGUCAUGGUACCAACGGCGAUGCCCAAGUCCAGCUUCCACCCCGACCACCAGCAAAGCUCUGUGGGAUGGGCAGUCUCGCAUGAGGAAGCGCAGCGGCUGAAGGAUCAGAACGAUCAGCACCAAUUGCAGCAGAAACGCCAGGAGCAGCAACGAAGACGGCAACGGCACUUGUCACUUCAAGAACAGCAAUUCGAAUCGUUUGUGCCAUCAAACGCAUCUCUCCAGCCCGUGUCUCCCCAUUCCCAUUCAGGCACGGGUACCGCUGACAUUGUGUCGCCUUUGAGUGAUUACCCGAGCCCGUUGUCAAAUUAUGGUGGCUUGCGACGCUCUUUGACCACUCGCUCUGAUGAGCUUCACCUGUAA
Fusarium pseudograminearum CS3096 is the source of this 1260-nucleotide messenger RNA. RefSeq lists its product as uncharacterized. The coding region runs from base 1 to 1260 and encodes 419 amino acids. NCBI's taxonomy places the organism in Eukaryota, Fungi, Ascomycota, Sordariomycetes, Hypocreales, Nectriaceae. The transcript has a single exon. The record is from RefSeq and is a predicted model, not a curated record.